Messenger RNA from Danio aesculapii, 3764 nucleotides. RefSeq names its product HECT and RLD domain containing E3 ubiquitin protein ligase 56.4 (gene herc56.4). The record is from RefSeq and is a predicted model, not a curated record. The coding region runs from base 346 to 3336 and encodes 996 amino acids. Gene Ontology annotation, biological process: ubiquitin-dependent protein catabolic process; protein ubiquitination. Lineage: Eukaryota; Metazoa; Chordata; Actinopteri; Cypriniformes; Danionidae. The transcript is spliced from 24 exons. Gene Ontology annotation, molecular function: ubiquitin protein ligase activity.
ACUCUGGUAAAAAUAGACUUCAAUAAUAGGUAGUCCUAAACAAUAUUCUUCAUUUUUGGAUGAACUAUCGCUUUAAGUUUUGGUUUCGUUUUCCAGUUAAACGCAACAAUCCAAAGGGGAAAAAGCGAUGGCUAGUCCUCGGACUAGCCAAUUCACGCGCCGUUAAAUACACUGGACUGCUGAUUUCGGAACACUUCCGUUGUUCUGGGAACACAAUCAGGUUUAAUUUGGGCUGAAACCAGUAUUUUGCUGUUUGGCUUUAGUGUUGUUGCUUUCUGUUUAAUAUGAGUGAGUUUUCCGGUCCAUGGAUUCAGAGAGCCUGAAGCUUUCAUCUUCGCGGUGAGCAUGUUGUGUUAUUGGGGAGCGCAGGUCCAAGAAGGACUCGGUUUGCCUAAUAAAGUCAAUAUCGGGAAAUGCGGCAUUAAAUCCAUCUGUCCAAUAUCAGCUGUUCAUGACAUAUCAGCUGGAAAGAGUUUCGUUGGAUUCAUCCAGGAUGGGAAGGUGUCUGUCCUGAGAUUGCGCAAUGAAGAUGCUGAUGAAAAACUAGAACCACUUCAGCUUCAGAAUGAGACAAUCAGAUCGAUGGUCUGUGGAGAAGCUUGUGCCGUUCUUCUUGCUAAUGGAGGAAAAGUUCUCAUUAUGGACCAAUCUACAGUGUGCAGACCUCUUAAAGGUCUGGACAACAGACAGGUGAUUCAGAUCGCAUGUGGAGACCAGCAUUCAAUGGCACUGACCAACGAUUGUCAGUUGUUCGUAUGGGGGGAGAACGCUCAUGGUCAGCUGGGGUUGAAGAAAGAGCAAGCAGGCACUCAGUCUCCUCAACAUCUCCAGAGUCUGUAUGGGAUCCCAGUGGCUCAGAUCAGCGCUGGAGGAAACCACAGCUUUGUGUUGUCUCUGUCUGGAGUCGUGUUUGGGUGGGGAAGCAACUCUGCUGGACAGUUGGGUCUCGGAGACACUACAGACAGAUUCGUCCCUACAAUUGUAAAAAGCUUGAGUGGAAAGAAAACAGUGUCCAUCUCAUGUGGAGGAGAACACACUGCCACUCUUUCAAAGGGAGGCACAGUAUUCACAUUUGGAUCAGGAGGUUUUGGUCAGCUUGGGCACAACUCAUUUAAAGAUGAACAUCAUCCUCGUCUGGUUGCUGAACUUUGGGGAUCUAAAGUGUCACAGGUCACAUGUGGGAGACAUCACACGCUUGUAUUUGUGGAACCGUCAAAGCUGAUCUACUCAUUUGGAUGUGGGAUGCAAGGGCAGCUGGGAAAUGGAGAACAGGUCAAUCAGUCUGUGCCGUUACCAGUGAUUCUGCCAACUGAUUGUAAUCAUGAAUUUACGAUGGAAAAACUCAUCGCUGGAGAAAAUCAUUCCUUUGCCUUGUUUUUCAAGAAUCCUGAAAACGAAUCUGAAAAACCUAAAUCCAGUUCAGAUGGAGGUAUUUUGACACUAAAUGACAGAAUGAUUGAUCGCUGGGUGUCUGAAAGUGACCCAUGGCCAAUUAUAAAGAAUGAAAUAAACACAGUGUUCUCCUCCGCUGCCUUACUGAAUGGAAGUUUUCUCAAAACAAGUCGCGAUGAACAUUAUCAGACGUCUGUGGAGCAUUGUGGCUUGGAUUUUGAUCUGGUUAAAACAUCCUUUGCAAAGUUAUCCGCAAAUAAAAGUCUGAUUUCAGAGGUGGUGAAGGUGGUUCAGCAGACACUGCUGCCAUCUCUGAAUCCAAACCCAACUGGUGUGGAAGUUCUAAGACUUUAUCUACUCCUCCCUGAGCUCAUCAAUGGUCUCAAGAAACAAAGAACUAAACUCAGUGAAGCUCUGGCCUCCAAAAUCCUCCAGCUGAAUCCUGCAGCUCGCAAAGUGCUAGAGAUGUAUUGGUCCAGACUCCCUGAUGAUUGGUUUCAAUGCUUAAUAAAGUUAUUUCACAAAGAAUCCACUGAUCUGAUUGACCAGAUUUGUUGUGAUGAAACUGACCGUCAGUCAACUAGACACCUGAAGAACGUUUUGGAGAUCCUUCAGAUGGCCUAUCAGGUCUGUUGCAGUACCAACAUCAAAAAUCAUGAUUUCAUCAUUCAUGGGAUCAAUGAUCUCCUAGACCAACUGCAAACCACCACGGCAGACCUGCUCAGAAUGGCAUUAUACUUGCAAAUCAACGAAGACUUCCAUGAUAGGGUGAAACUGGAAGAUUCCUACUUUAGAACAGUUAAAAUAUUGGUCAAGUUCCCUUUUGCGUCUGACUUUAUAACUAAACAGAGAAUGUUUACUCUCUUGCAGGAGGAAUUUUUUCGGAACUUAUCAAACCUGCCAAUGGUAUAUAAUUUUGGCAACGUGUUGCAUAUAAAGAGGGAAUCAGUGUUGAUGGACACCCUUCAAUAUCUUAGACAAAACACUCACUCAUUUAUGCAUCCAUUGCAGGUGGUGUUCAUCGGGGAGAAUGGAAUAGAUAUGAGGGGUUUAUCAGCAGAGUUCUUCUCCCUUAUCUCCAAGUCUUUUCUUAAAUGGGAUAAAAAGGUUCUGGAAGUUCAUGAGAGUUCACUGGUUUGGUUCAAUGCUCAUUAUACAAGGGGCAAUAAGAAUUUCUACUACCUUGGUGUGAUCUGUGGAAUGGCGCUUUACAACAGACAUUACAUCAACAUUGACUUUCCACUGGCCUUAUUUAAAAAACUCCUCCAGCAGAAGCCCAAUCUGGAUGAUCUAGAUGAGCUUUCACCUGUGGAGGCCAGAAGUCUGAAAAACCUUCUUGAGGAGGAUGAGGAGGAAGUAGUGGAUUUGCAACAUUUGGAUUUCACGUGCAAAGGGCAAGAACUCGUUCCAAAUGGAAGCCAAAUUCAAGUAAACAAAGUUAAUAGACAGAAGUAUGUGGAUUUGUACGUUGACCUUGUGUUCAACAAGUGCAUGAAGACUCAGUUUGAGCAGUUUUUGAGAGGUUUCUCUACGGGCUGCCCACUCGAUGCGUGGACUAUGUUUCACCCUGAAGAGCUGCAGGAGCUUCUCCACGGCUCUCCUCAAUAUAACUGGAAAGAGCUUCAACAGUCGGCUUCCUAUGAAGGCUGUUCUGCCUCUGAUGAGCUUAUCAAGAACUUCUGGACUGUUUUCUUUGAGCUCCCUGAAGAGAACAAGAAGAAAUUUCUGAUGUUCUUGUAUGGAACGGAGCGUGUACCUGCUGGAGGUUUCUCAAAGCGUUCUCUGAAGAUUUCUCAGACAGACUCUCCUGAUCCAGAUGAUCAUUUGCCAGAAGCCCAGACCUGUUUUGAAAGAUUGGUUCUUCCAAAAUACAGUGAUAUUAACACACUUCGCGAUAAGUUAAUACAUGCAAUAAACUUUUGUGCUGUGUUUGGACGAGGGUGAACUUGCCUAAGAUUCCAGACUUCUCAAUCCCCAAAAAUAUGAAGUCAAGUUUGUUGCUAAACUUUGCAUCAUUUUAAAGAGCCCCUGUUAUGCAAAUAAAAGUUCAUAUUUUGGUUUUGGGGGUCUCCAACAUCAGGCUGAUUCUCGACUCUUUUUGAGAAUCAAUAUUUUUAAACAUAGUGCACUUUAAUAUUUAACCCUGAUAGAUGUUUUCAUUCCCUUCAUCCAUCUAUCCAUCCAUCUAUCUAUCCAUCUAUCUAGGCAGAAGUAUGUGGAUUUGCAUGUUGACCUUGUGUUCAGCAAGACAGUGAAGACUCAGUUUGAGCAUUUUUCAAGAGAUUUCUCUAAGGGUUGCCCACUCGAUGCACAUUUAUUAUGGAAUGUAAUUAAUAUGCAUGUCAUCUCCAAACCUGUUAUCUGAUGUUCUU